Molecule: messenger RNA, 1083 nt
Organism: Funneliformis geosporum
Lineage: Eukaryota; Fungi; Glomeromycota; Glomeromycetes; Glomerales; Glomeraceae
Source: the annotation of a GenBank genome assembly
AUGUCUUGCGAUUUAACUGACCCAGCAAUUUCGGAAGCAUAUGAUGAGAUCGUUGGCGGUCAGGAUACUAACUGGCUCAUUCUCGGCUAUAAUGAUACGAGGGACAAAAUUUCUUUAAAUUCUAAAGGUCCCGGUGGUCUCGAUGAACUUCGCGAUAAUCUCAAGGAGGAAGAAGUACUCUAUGGUUUUUUGAGAAUAGAAAAUAGAUUCGUCUUCUUAACCUAUGUGAGCGAUCAAGUCAGAGCCGUUGGUGCAUUAUUUAAGCAGGCACAUCAAGUUCAAAUCAAUGCCUCCACCCCCAAUGAUCUUACUGAAGCGAAUGUGCGAAAUCGAUUGAAACUCGGCGACCCAGAAAAACCAAACUCUCCUCCAAAACGUGUACAAACUCAACCUCUCAAUACACCCCCGAUUUCUAGCCCAGUUCAACCUCAAUCACCAGUUUCACCAGAUCAAGAUCCAGAAUUCGAUGAAGCUGCCGCUAAACAGGAAUCCGAAAGACGCGCUCAGGAGGACGCUGAAAGACAAGCCCGAGAAAAAGGCGAACGCGACGCUGCAGAUAGACGAAAAGCUGAACAGGUUGCAAGAGAGGCUGCUCAGAGAAGAGCUCUUGAAGAGGCCGAGAAAAAGAAAAAUGAAGCUCUUGAACUAGAGCGAAAAGAAAGAGUGGCUGCUGAAGCUAAAGCUAAAGCAGAAGUCGAUCGUAAAGCCCGUGAAGAGGCAGAACGAAAACGUACUGAAGAACUCAGAUCUAAAUUUGCUGAGUUGGAAAAGAGUGGAAAGGUUACAUUAAGUGGUUAUAUCACAGUUCAAGGUGGUGGAGUUUACUUUUGGAAGCGUCGAUUCUUUGAACUUCGAGGAAAAACUCUCUAUUUAUUCCGUGACGAAACCGACAAGCUUCCUAUUUCUAAACUUGAACUUGACGGUCAAGUAACUGGCGUAACAGAUGCUCAAUCCGAUGUAUUGAUACUUAAUUCCUUUAAAGUGGAUUUCCGAUCAUCAGAACCUUAUUACUUCUUUUCGGAUGAUAAGAAAAACAAGGAAUUGAUUGUCGCUGCUUUAGGCAGAUAUGUCAAUGCAAAAUAA